Messenger RNA from Loxodonta africana (African savanna elephant), 7243 nucleotides. RefSeq names its product pantothenate kinase 1 (gene PANK1). The record is from RefSeq and is a predicted model, not a curated record. Gene Ontology annotation, biological process: coenzyme A biosynthetic process. Gene Ontology annotation, molecular function: ATP binding; pantothenate kinase activity. Gene Ontology annotation, cellular component: nucleus; cytosol. NCBI's taxonomy places the organism in Eukaryota, Metazoa, Chordata, Mammalia, Proboscidea, Elephantidae.
GCGAUUUGGUCACCUAACACAGACACACACAGACACACACGGGGGGAGAGGGAGCAACGUGAGUGACCUUGGUCACCUCACGCACACACACACGCAGCGGGGGCGGGGGGAGAAGAAGCAAGGAGAGUGACCUUGCAAAGGUAUCUAGCCACAGAGGACAGGAUUAGCAAACCUGAAACUUCUGUAAAUAUUUAUUCGGUUUUCCUCCCGCAUUUCUACCGAAGCUGCACGCUCCUCGCGCCUGCCUUGCCCAGUCCCCUCUCGGCUUUCUCCGCCACACAAAGUCCAACCCGUCCAUCUCCUCUUUGCAAACCUAGAGAACUUCAGUCCCCAUGUUGAAACUCGUCGGUGGAGGUGGCGGGCAGGACUGGGCAUGCUCAGUAGCAGGGACAGGUCUGGAAGGCGAGGAAGCCGCGUUUGAAGUCGCGCGGCCGUGAAUCGGGGGGACACAGGCCGUGGGGACCCCGGCCGGGGGUGCGCGGGGACCGGGUUCCACGCCAGGGGUGGGCAGGCUGAAGGCGGGAGCCGCGGGGCCGACGGGUGGGGGGCAGGGCGUGAAGGAGGGGAGGGAGCCGGUGGGAGAAGGGGAGGAGCGCCCGGCUCGCCAUCCGGCGUCGGCUCUGCGGCUGCUGAAUCGGAAGCCGCAGGGAGGAUCCGGGGAAAUAAGGACGCCCGAGAAUGACCUCCAGCGAGGCUGCCUGAGCCGGUGCCCGCGCGCUGCCCCGCCAGCCCCCAGCAUGGACGACGGCGGCGGGCAGCCGGAGCGCUCGGCCCCGCACGCCCCCGGGGCCCCCGCCGGCACCGCUGCCGUGAACGGGCUGCUGCACAACGGCUUCCACCCGCCGCCAGUCCAGCCGCCGCGCCUCUGCAGCCGGGGCCCCGCCGGCGGCGGCGACGCGGCGCCCCCGCGCCUCCCGCUUCUGCCCGAGCUCCAGCCGCAGCCACCGCCCCCUCAGCACGACUCCCCGGCCAAGAAAUGCCGGCUGCGGAGGAGGAUGGACUCGGGGAGGAAGAACAGGCCGCCAUUCCCAUGGUUUGGCAUGGAUAUCGGUGGAACACUCGUUAAGUUGGUCUACUUUGAACCGAAGGAUAUUACAGCCGAAGAGGAACAAGAGGAAGUAGAGAACCUGAAGAGCAUCAGGAAGUAUUUGACUUCUAAUACGGCUUAUGGGAAAACUGGGAUCCGAGAUGUCCACCUGGAACUGAAAAACCUGACCAUGUGUGGGCGCAAAGGGAACCUGCACUUCAUCCGCUUUCCCAGCUGUGCUAUGCAUAGGUUCAUUCAGAUGGGCAGUGAGAAGAACUUUUCCAGCCUUCACACCACUCUCUGUGCCACUGGAGGUGGGGCUUUCAAGUUCGAAGAGGACUUCAGAAUGAUUGCCGAUCUGCAGCUCCAUAAACUGGAUGAACUGGACUGUCUGGUUCAGGGCCUGCUUUACGUCGAUUCUGUGGGCUUCAAUGGCAAGCCGGAGUGUUACUAUUUUGAAAAUCCCACAAAUCCAGAAUUGUGUCAAAAAAAGCCGUAUUGCCUUGACAAUCCAUACCCUAUGUUGCUGGUUAACAUGGGCUCAGGUGUCAGCAUUCUCGCAGUGUACUCCAAGGACAACUAUAAAAGAGUGACAGGGACCAGUCUUGGAGGUGGAACAUUCCUAGGCCUAUGUUGCUUGCUGACUGGUUGUGAGACCUUCGAAGAAGCUCUGGAAAUGGCAGCUAAAGGCGACAGCACCAAUGUUGAUAAGCUGGUGAAGGACAUUUACGGAGGAGACUAUGAACGAUUUGGCCUUCAAGGAUCUGCUGUAGCAUCAAGCUUUGGCAACAUGAUGAGUAAAGAAAAGCGAGAGUCCAUCAGCAAGGAAGACCUCGCCCGGGCCACAUUGGUCACCAUCACCAACAACAUUGGCUCCAUUGCUCGGAUGUGUGCCUUGAAUGAGAAUAUUGACAGAGUUGUGUUUGUUGGGAAUUUUCUCAGAAUCAAUAUGGUGUCCAUGAAGCUGCUAGCAUAUGCCAUGGAUUUUUGGUCCAAAGGACAGCUAAAAGCUCUCUUCUUGGAACAUGAGGGUUAUUUUGGAGCUGUUGGGGCACUGCUGGAACUGUUCAAAAUGUCUGCUGACCAGUAAAGAUGAGCAGCAGAGGAAUAGGCUCCUGUGAGAACUGCUGCUCGAGAAGGUGAAAGCCACUGUGGGGAUGGAAGCCAAGCCAUUAUGGCAGUUAAACCUGCUGGAUUUGUAAAUAAUUUAAAAUCCUUCUAGCUGAUCUUUCACUCUUGGGUUUUGAGCUUAGGAUUCAAAAUGGGGAAUACAAGAGUUUUUCUGUAUACUGUAUUGAAAAAACAAACAAACAAACAAAAAUUGUGCAGCGUGGCCAAACCUACCAAUUUUGUGCAUUAACUUUGUAAAGUUGAAUGAUGUUUCAGGAGGACCUGAAAUUUAAGAGCUGUUUAUUUUUCUUCUGGGGUUUGUGGUAAUUUUAACUUCAUUUAGUAAUGACUCUAGGAGAUUUUACCUUUACUUAUAUUUUUCAUGACGUUUCAUGAUUUGCUGUUGGUUUCAAAUGAAACUACAAAUCUGGCAUGUUUUACUGUGAACAUUGUUUGUUUGUUUACCUUUUUUUUGGUCUUGUUUUUCUGUUUGAAUGUCUUAUGAAAAAAGAGAGUCCUUCACCCCCACUUCUGUUCUUGGGCGAUCUCCCUCACCCCACUGGCCCAAAUGAUAACCUUCCUUUAACAUAAUCGUUCGUAUUAAUCAAGGUGCUGACCAACUCAAUACAAGAUCUAAAGCUCUCAGAAGUGCCCAGGAAGAGAAGACUCUGAAUAUGUUAUUAAAUUUAAUGAGUCUGGCAGACAUUGAAAAUCAUAUGCAAUUCUGUCUUAUCCUUUAUAAAUAUAACAGAGUUUUGUUGGAUUUAUGUUAGGUUAUAUUAAAUUGAAAUGCUCUGUGAUGAAAUGUCCUUAUCCACGCAUAGCAUAGAAUGGCAGCAGGAAAUAAUUUUUCACAUCGGGAGACUUAGGGGAAAUCAUGGAUACAGCUGUCAGGUUAGCAAUAGCUAUUUUUUGUGUACAUGUAUGUACCUGGGAGCUUUGUGAAAAGGCAUCUUAUAAAUAAUAAUGUUAAAGUUUUUCAUUUUUUAAUAAUUUAAAUUUAAAACUGUAUUUCAAUCCCAGUUUCUAAAAUUAAAAAAAAAAAGUUACAAUACUGAUCUUUUUUUUUUCCCUUCCUUGAAGACUCCAUGGGGACUGAUGGGUAACAUUCAGAUGAGGGUCUUGUACAAAUACUGGAGCACAUAAGAGCUAGUGACUUAAAACAAACUGAUCUUUUGGGAUUGAACGUAUUGUCGAGAGGGAUUUUUGAAAGGCAGUACAGUUGUUCAAUGAUGAAUCUUUUCUUUCUGCCUUCUGAGCACCAUCUUUAACUUCCGUGUCUUUAAGUCUUGAAGAAGUUGAUGCUAAUUGAAGUAUUCACUUGUCUGGUUGAAAUAAAGCCCGUUUUUGUUGUGAUGUGUUUAGUGCGUAUGUUAUUUCUAUUUCUUAACCCUUUUUUCAUAUGAUCUGCUUUGUACCACAGAAUUCAUGUAUGUUGUGUUUUUGCUACUCUGCAUCUCCUAGUGUGAGGCUUUCAUACAGGUGGGGUUAAGGUCCAAAACACUGUGCCUUCAGUGGAAGCUGUAGCCCUAUGUAGGGAUUUUUUAAUAGCUUUAUUGUUCUUAUAUAACUAACUCCUUCAUGCCAAAAUGUCAAUGCUCUAUUCAGUAAUUCUGAAGGGGAGUGUAUUAUGUUUCAUGUGGUCAUCACAAAUAAAUUUUAUCAACUAUUGCCUGGCUUAAAAAAAUCCAAGCAACCAAGGUAUCCUUGAAAAUGAUAUGUGUAAAAACCUACAUGUUAUCUUUAAUGAGUGCCUUUUUGAUUGGUGUCCUCUGCCAUCUCUAAGCCUGUCUGUCAGAGAAGUGCAGACCUUGAAUCAUGUUCUGCAGAAAAAAUCAGGGCAAGUUAAUGUGACUAUGUAUGUUUUUAAUUAUCUGAAAUCACUUGAUCUCUUGUUAUAAAUAUUUAAAACACUGGUUGAGCUAAGAAAAUAAAUUAUUCCGUUAUACAAAUAUGAGUUAAAUUUUGGCUGUGUAUAGUAGCCAGCCCCGCCUCCCCGGCCUUUUUUUUCUGAAAAGGAACUUGUAGCAUAAGGAUUUUUAUAUUCAGUUGAAUUACAGAAACUUUCUUUAGACUCAGCAUCAGAAAGAAACUCAGAAACACUAAAAAAAUUUAUCUUGUAUUACAUGAAGUCAGAAUGGUCAGGUAGUUCAGAGCAUGGCUUUUUUUCCUGUGAGAUAACUUGGGUUUGGAUCCCAGCUCAGCCAUUUACUAACUGUGUGGGCAAAUUGCUAGCCCUUUCUUUAAACCCUAGUUUCUUCAUAUGUAAAAUGGGGCAAAUAAUUUUUAAUGCCAUAUUUAAAGGGCUUAGCACAGGGGCUGACACAUUGUAAAUGGCUCAUUUAUGUUAGCUGUAAUGGAAAAAAGAAAUGUUUUUAACUUAUGUCUUAGGUCAGUGCUUCCCAACCUGCUGGAGUGUGGGAAACCCUUUUUAGCAUGGAAAUAUUUCACAGAUUGCCACAUAGCUAGUACAUGUCCACAGUCCUUCAUCCACAAUUCCAAAAUCCCAAACCUUUAACAUUUGUCUUGAUAACAUGCAUGGCUGCAAAACCUGACUUGAACUUUAUUUAUUAUACUUAACAGAACUCUUCACAUAUUCUGUUGCAAAGCUAUUUAUAUAUUUGGUUACAGGAUACUUUCACAGACCCUGCUAGGGGUAUAAGUAGUGAACAAUUUUGGAUUCUGAAACAUCUGGCCCUAAGAGUUUCAGAUAAAGGGAUUGUGGAAGUAUGUUUUCUUCAGCUUAUACAGUAUACAUGGAUUCCCUUUGUUGGGAACCAUUGUUGUAUGUAAUUUAUACUCAAUGCCAUUCAGUCUACAAAGAAUUUUAAAAUGCUAUCUUAUGCCAGGAGGGAGCUGAGGAGACUAAGAGGAAUAGAAUACAACCCGAACAGUCCAGUGGGGGAAGACAGACACAUUUCAAACCAACACAUAUGAUAAAGCAUCACAGGUAUCCUUCAUUUCAUUCAUUUGUUUAUUGACAAAUAUUUUCAUCAGUGAACAAACCAGGACCUCACCCUAUUAGCAUUUACAUUAUAGAAGGGAAGACAGAUACAUUUCUAAAUAUAUAAUGUUAAAUCCUUAUCAGCACUACAAAGAAAAAUUAAGGCAGGGUUAGAAGUUAGAGAAGGGAUAGUUGCAUUUAUAAAAAAUGAGAAGGGUAGAACCUUCUUACUUUAGCAUAGUCAAAUAUAACCCCUCAUAAGAGAUGACCUUUGAGCAGAGAGUCAAAUGAGGUUCAGACCACACCAUGCAAAUGCCUGGGAGGAAAUUCUUCAUUCCUAGAGAAUGGUGGUUUUGAGGAACUGCAAAGAGGCCAGUGUAUCUGGAGUGAAUGAAGGGAAGAGUGGUGGGAAGUGCAGUUUCAGGAGUAGCUGUGGGCCAGGUCCUUUAGGAAAUCUGUAAGUAGGGGAUAAAGGCUGCACUUGAAGGAGGGAUUGGUCAGUCUUGCCAGGGAGGGGUGCUAGAAAAGGCUUCAUAGAGUCUUAAUCAAUAAGUAGUGACCCACCAAAUGGACCAGGAGGGAAGAGCCUCUCAAGCAGAGGGAGCAGGGUGAGCAGAAGCACCCAGGGAAGAAACAACCUGGCUUCUUCAGGGAGCUGGUUGUUUGCUUCAAUUGGUACAUGGUUAGUGAGAGAGAAACUAGAUACUGUGAGAGAAGAAACCAGGCAGAUUAUCAAAGGAUUGAUAUUCCAUGCUAAAUAUUUUCUGUGAUCAGUAUAGAGCCAUUAAAGAGUUUCAAGUAAAGUAAAAGUAGAGUUAAUCUGGCUUCAAAGUGAUAGAGUGAAAUGUCCUGUUGAAGUAAGAAAUGAACAAACCAGUUAUCGUGCUUUUGAAUACUUAAUACCAUUCCAUUAUCAUGUUUAUUUUAUUUCCUCUAUUGUGCCAGAACUCAUGAAGUAGCUGCUUAGUGGACCGUGUUUCUCUGUAAAACUAAGAUGGUUAUAUAAACUCUUGAGAAUUUUCCCAGAGGACAAAGGCUACUAAUAGCUACAACCAGUUCUGUUCAUUGAGCAGGAAGGUUUCAACACCCGUGAUCACCAUAAACUCCAUUUACUCCGGAGAAUUGUUUGUAGAGAAGGUGUUUUUCCUCCCAGUGAACAGAUGCCCCCACAUUUGUGAGAAAGAUUUAAUUAGUCAGCAUUGUCUACUGGUCUAUCAGAUGCUCAUUCAUUUACUCUUCAUUUAUUUACUUUUUGCUAUAAAUGCCUAUGAUCUGAGAGGGAUUGAGCAGCAUUCAGAAUACAUCUGUGAAUACGACAGCAAGGCCCCUGCUGUCAUUGGGCUUAUAUUCUAGUGAGGGAGCUAGACUUCAAGCAUAUAAACCAACAAAUAAACAAGGAAAUAUCAGUUUGCGGUUAAGUUCUAUGAAGGAAAGGACCAGGUGAUAUGAAGAGAGAAAGGAGGUGGUAAUGAGAUGCAAGUAUGAAUAAGUCAUGGCUUUAACUUUUAAGUAAUGACAGUCAUGUUCACCAUCUUUUCAUUCCUAUUGCCUCUUUAAUGAAAAGGAAAGACUUUUUUGAGAAACUGAUAGGUAAAUCAUUUUCUUUUUAUUUGACUUAUAAUAUUUAAUUUACUGUUCAUGUGUAUUUCAAAUUAAAUAUUACAUAAAAUAAUAUAUUAAUUUAGACAUAUGGCUUUUUUUCCUACUCAUUCAUUUCAUGAAACAAUAUUAUUUGCUGUUCACUUGGAUUUUCAAUGUCAAUGGCUUUGUCAUCACCGGAGUAAUUUAAUCAUUUCCAGAGUACAUAAAAUUUGAGACAUAGCACUUUAUGAAUCUGUAUAUGGUGUUGACACUGGAUUUUUUUUUUUUUUUUUUAAUCCAAGCCACAAUCACCUAUUUCUAUAAUAAGGUUGGUUGUUUAUUUCAUUUUCCAGAUGGUAUAUACUAGUGAUUGCCACAAUGUGACCAUUUAUAUAGAGACUUUUAAAGUCAACUUAAAAGGCUAGUUUAUAAGUAUUCAUCAAUAUUACAAUAUAAAAAUAAAAAGAAAAUUUGUGUUAAAAGUUCUUUGCCUCCUUUUUUUCUUUUUAUUUGUUUUAUCAGAUGAACACUGAGCAUUCUAAACUAGAAUUAAUUGAUGUGCUUUCAGUUAAUGUCUUCAU